AUGAAAGGCACGUCGAGUCUGAGCUUAAAGGCGUGGUCGAAAAUCCACCCCCCACUACCCCGUACCCCCCGGGAAUCUCAACAACUCCUCAAAGCCCUUACGUCUUCCUUCCGUCGUCAACUCGAUCGGGAAUACCCUCCCUUAGUCCCUUCAGAUCGAGAUGGAUCUAACGAUCGUACACCGGAGAACCCGCACUCGUCUGUGCACGCCACCGAUCGACAUCUCCGGGCCAUCCUCGAAAACCCGCUUUUCCGGGUAGUACCCUCCAAGUCUGCUGCGGCUCGUAAUGGAAGUGGAACAGCUAGUAGACUACAACAGAGAAUAGCGAAAGAACCAAUGGUGGUUUUCGAUGAGUUGGUUGCCUCGGGUUCGGUAACCCUGCCAACACUACGCGACUGCUUAAGUUCCCAGAUGCUACUGGCAAGCCGUCAUAUCGGAAGCGGCCUCAUACAGGCCAUGAAAGACGCUAAGGCUGGAUCCAAGGUUGUCAGUUGGUGGCUUGCAUCUGAUUCCGUGACAAGACAGAUGCUAUUCAAGUCCCGUGCAGCGACCACAACUUUAGUAAAGUUCUUAGUGGCAGAAGGUCGACAGGGUGUGGUGUUGGAUUGGCUGAGGAUGCUGGCGGACUACGAUAUUGGAGGCCGGAACGGUCAGUUACCAGAGAAAAUUGCGCAACAGGUGUUUGGCCAUCUACUGGUCAACUUAGUGACCGCUGAAAUCCAGUACGGUCAAGGGUUGGGCUUGGCUAUGCGGUAUUACCUGCAGACAUGCAAGUCGCAGAUGUUCAAAGACAACGCGGUCCUGAACCUUUCCUGGCAACCCGUGUUCCUUCCAGCAGGCGUUCACUUAUGUGAGAGUUUGAUGCAGAGUUCACCGUCCAGAUCCAAAGAGCUUGACGGAGCUAUGUACAAUGAGUAUAUCGAAGUGCUUUCCAGACUCGCACCGAGAUCGUUUCUGGUAGCUGCGUCUCCGCUGUAUCACCCUACACACGCUGAUGCCAAACCAUUCCUUGGUUUUGUGGAUACAUUACCUCCUGGUCGAGUGGACUCUUCAACAGGACUGAAACGAGAAAGCUUCAUGCGUGCCGGCUUUGACGCUCUUCGUCUCUUGGUGGACCAAGACAAGCGACGGGAUGUCUUAUACCUGGCACGUUUCUUGCAACAGCAAUUACCCGAAAAAGCGGACUCAGAAAAUGCAUCCAAAUCAAAUCAACGCGCUUACACAGAGAGGGAAGAUUUACUAUCACAACUUGACUUGGCAUUGGCUUGA
This is a messenger RNA of Aspergillus bombycis, 1269 nucleotides long. RefSeq lists its product as uncharacterized. The coding region runs from base 1 to 1269 and encodes 422 amino acids. The transcript has a single exon. Lineage: Eukaryota; Fungi; Ascomycota; Eurotiomycetes; Eurotiales; Aspergillaceae. The record is from RefSeq and is a predicted model, not a curated record.